Molecule: messenger RNA, 264 nt
Organism: Aspergillus calidoustus
Lineage: Eukaryota; Fungi; Ascomycota; Eurotiomycetes; Eurotiales; Aspergillaceae
Source: the annotation of a GenBank genome assembly
AUGCAUCCUGAACUAUCUGCUCCCUCUCCGCAGCGAACCCCCUUCAAGGGCGCUGCACCUCUUCGACCCGUUCGCCUCGGGCGCUGGUCCGUUCCCCUCCUCGCAACCAUCGCAAUCGCUACAUCUCCAAAACCCACGACACGUCUCAAGUCGCCGAAGCCGAGCGCCUCCGGAAGAACCAGCAGCUCAUGGAUGCGUACGGGUACAAGGAUAACGUGGACGAUCUUCAAAAAGCGCUGGAAGCUUAUGAGGUUCAAUGAGUGA